GUCACGCACCCCAGUGCACCCUUACGUCCAGCUUUAUGCAUUUCGCCAAAGCUCUAUACUUUACCUGAAAUACCACGCUCUGCGCGAAUGAACGUUAUCUAAUGGCUCAAUGUCGCAAAAACCGCGAAAGCUUCAGCGCGUCUCCAUGGCCUGCGACUUUUGCAACAGACGCAGCAUUAAAUGCAGACAGAGCGAGGACCCCUUAGGGCGCUGUCAAAACUGUGUGGACUUCGAUGUGCCGUGCACCUUUGACCGUCCUUCAAAUCGCCGGGGCGUCAAGGCUGGCACUCGCGCGAGUGGUCGCGAUCCUCAGUUUGUAAGAACCUCCGUCAAUCAUACUAAUCUUACAGCAGCAGCGACUGCAAGUGGUAGAAAAGCCUCCGGCUCCUCAACUUCUCGCAGUCCGCACCGCGCAUCGAUCUCCGCUGAUCCCUGGUCUACCUUUAACCAUGGCUGGUCAGCAGCCGAGGGAGAUGACGAUAGUGGACUGCUGCACAAUUCUUGGAAAGCAUUUGCGAUUGCCUGUGACCGCCAAAUAAGGAAUCUAGUCCAGAUUUAUUCAGAGAUCGUCUAUCCAAUAUUUCCCUUGUUUCACAUGCCGUCAUUCAUAGAGCAAGUCAACAGCAAGCAGCAUCUUUGCAAUCAAGGACUCUUCGCCUCUACGAUGGCUGCCUGCUCUCUGGUCGCCGGUCGCGCACGUGAUGGUGCGUUGUACUCUAAUCGAUGGGACCGAGAAGAGCUGAUAGACCCACCCUCCGAGGCUUUUUUUAUAGCUGCUCGGGACUCGAUUCCUCGAGACCUUGUCGCAGCCAAAGGUAUUCAUUAUAUGCGGGCGUGUGCCAUACUGGCUAUCGCCAGCAUUCAAAACGGCCAGAUUAAAGAUAUGCAGAAGUAUUCCGGCUUAUACCAUACCUUGGCUUCGAUGGAUGGCCUUUAUGAUGAAAAACUGUGGCCAAAGGACUUGCGUACAGUUGAGACGGAGGAGCGGCGGCGUCUUUUCUGGUCCAUAUAUACGCUCGACAUCUAUUCGACCAUUGUGUGGGGUGGCGUUAUUCGAUAUCGUGAAGCUCAUUCUUUAGUGCGAUAUCCUAGCGAAGUAGACGACGAAUUCAUAACAGACCGCGGCUAUGGCGUGCCGUCCGUCUCCCCAGGAUCCAAUUCGCUUCUAACAAGUAACGUAACUGUCGUCUCCCGCCAGCCUACGCCCUGGAUGCGUGGUUGGAACUUUACCACGGACCUUUACCGUAUUCUUGAGCAUAUAGUCGAUCGCAAUAGACGCCGCUUCUCUUCGGCUAACGGAACGACACAAGUUUGGUCACUGUUUAACGCUUCAUCCAUGUCAGAGCUGGCUAUCAUGGAUCAGGUCCUCGCUAUGUACUCAGCUCUUCCGUCACAGUUUCGAGAAACGCCGCCCACUACAGGAGAUAUGUCCAAGGAUUUAUUCGGGUUCCAGUCAGCCAACAUUCAGGCGACUCUACAACUCCUUCGGAUGUUGCUUUUGUCGACCGAAGAAAUAGGGGUGGAGCGGAAAUGCGAUGUAGCGGGUGAACUGCUGAGCGUUUUUUCGAAUGUGCCCAUCGAGUACUUGAAAGCUAUCAGCUCCCCUUUGCUCCACCACCUCGGCGGAAUUGGCUACAUUCUUGGCUCUGUCAUGGAAGGGGAUUUGUCACAAGUAUCUUACAUGCGAGCUCGCACAUUAUUGCUUGAAAUGGCAGAUCUCUUGGAGCGUCUUGAAAUGGGUUCACAUCGUGCCUCCGGUGCCGGCGAACGACUACGGUCCCAGGUCGAUCGAAUAGACAGCUACAUGCGUACCUCACUUCUCCUGGAUCUAACUUCUUCAAGUGACGUGACGCAAGUAAUUGACGCAAAUCCCGAACUUGCUGUCACGUCAGCGUAUACACAGGGCACCGACCCCGUCGCAGCCUCGCCUGGUGCUGGUCUCGACCAGAUGUCCCAGUUUCAGCUGCCACCAGAACUCCUCUCAGAUUGGCCAUGGCCGAUGGCUUAUCACAAUGCAGAGGGGUUUCUGCCUCCGGCGUUCGAGUAAUUUCAUGUAUCAUCGGUUGAAAAGGGAGGGAAUCUGCAUCCACAACAAAUAGGCGCAACAUAAUGCGGCUGUACUUGAUUAUCCACUAUGCAAUUAUCAUGGCAAAUCGUAUGGUUGUACGAUGAGGUUUGAGACAAGCACAGUCUGUCCCAGAUGUUUUACCCUUUGGGCUUCAAACCCCUUCAAUAAAGUUACCCGGCCCGCAUCUCGAUUCAUUGCAUUUUAGCAUAAUUUAAAACCUCUCAGCGUUUAUG
Aspergillus aculeatus ATCC 16872 is the source of this 2301-nucleotide messenger RNA. RefSeq names its product putative C6 transcription factor. Lineage: Eukaryota; Fungi; Ascomycota; Eurotiomycetes; Eurotiales; Aspergillaceae. The coding region runs from base 110 to 2047 and encodes 645 amino acids. The transcript is spliced from 6 exons. Gene Ontology annotation, molecular function: DNA binding; DNA-binding transcription factor activity, RNA polymerase II-specific; zinc ion binding. The record is from RefSeq and is a predicted model, not a curated record. Gene Ontology annotation, biological process: DNA-templated transcription; regulation of DNA-templated transcription.